Messenger RNA from Closterium sp. Yama58-4, 321 nucleotides. The record is from the annotation of a GenBank genome assembly. Lineage: Eukaryota; Viridiplantae; Streptophyta; Zygnematophyceae; Desmidiales; Closteriaceae.
AUGGAGCAGCUUCGCGGUGCAGCGUGGUGCAACGCGGUGGAGACGUUGAACGACGCUGAACGACACGUUCGAGCUGCCUUCGUUGACGCUUGUGGAAUUGGUUCCUGGUUUGCCGCUAACGGAGGAGAUUGCAUCGCUGAGUUGCGGAGUUUUCGUCUGAUGCUGGUGGUCCGUGCAGGAGUUAGUUUUCCUGGCCUGCCGUGGUGCAACGUGGUGCAGCGUGGUGUGUGGCUGCCUCUACCCGCCCUGCUGACCACCCGCUUGCUGGAGUGCUGCUGGCUGAUCCUGGCGCUGCUGAGGUGGACGGGCGCGGUGGGAUGA